Molecule: messenger RNA, 2395 nt
Organism: Tricharina praecox
Lineage: Eukaryota; Fungi; Ascomycota; Pezizomycetes; Pezizales; Pyronemataceae
Product: Metallo-dependent phosphatase-like protein
Exons: 5
Coding region: 167-2257 (696 amino acids)
Biological process (GO): polyphosphate catabolic process
Cellular component (GO): fungal-type vacuole; membrane
Molecular function (GO): endopolyphosphatase activity; exopolyphosphatase activity
Source: RefSeq, a predicted model, not a curated record
UACUAUACAUCUCUUUCGCCUCCGUAAUAGAUUUUGUUCCUGCCUGCCUGCCUGCCACUGCACCCACUGUCUUCCUGCUGUCCUUCUUAGACUUGCAUGGUGGCCAUCUGAAUCGGAUCUUGUACGAUAACCGUCAUAGACAGAGCUGGCUGUGCUGGCCGUGCCCAUGAUGUGGCUACCUCUCACCGCCAUCACGCUGCUCGCCACGGCCGCCGUGUCCGCGGCCACCGUCCAGGACCAGACGCCGCUCGGCCUAAACACUACAGAGCAGCAGCAGAGGACCCCCGAGGACGGUGUGCAGCGAAAACUACACGGGAGAUUCUUACAUAUCACCGAUAUCCACCCCGACCUCAACUACAGAAAAGGAUCUAGUCCCGAGUUCAAGUGCCACCAUGCGAAGGGAUCAGCCGGUAAAUGGGGAACUCCUAUGUCCUCUUGCGAUACGCCUUGGACACUGGUGAACGAGACGUUCAAAUGGAUCGACGAGAACCUAAAAGAUCAAAUCGAUUUCGUCAUCUGGACCGGAGACUCGGCGAGACACGACAACGACAUCAGGAUCCCUCGUACCUCGGCGGAAAUCUAUGACCUCAACGAGAGGACCGUCAACAAGAUGAUCGACGUUUUCGGAACCAGUCCCGACGCCGAGUACCCGCUUACGGUCCCGAUCGUGCCCACACUCGGGAAUAACGACAUCUACCCGCACAACAUCAUGCAGGCCGGCCCGAGUGAGCUCACCAAGGAAUACGUGGAACUGUGGAAACCGUUCAUCCCCGAGGACCAGUACCACAUCUUUCACAAGGGUGCAUACUUUUGGCAGCAGGUUAUCGCCGGGUCAAACGGCAAGAUGGGGCCCAGCAGUGAAGGCGGUCUGGUGGUCUUCUCGCUCAAUACCUUGUACUUUUACAAUUCCAACACCGCUGUGGACGGUUGCGACACGCCCUCGGAGCCCGGGUACGACCAGAUGGAAUGGUUGAAUGUGCAGCUCGACUACAUGAGGCAACGGGGGAUGAAGGCCAUCAUUAUUGGCCAUGUGCCGCCCGCCUGGACCGAUGCCAAGAUGAACUGGGACGAAUCUUGCUGGAGGAAGUACGUUCUUUGGUCCCGGCAAUAUCGAGAUGUCAUCGUCGCCCACUUGUACGGCCACAUGAAUCUCGACCACUUUAUGUUACUCGACAGCGAUACCCUGAAGCCGCCACACCUCGGACAUGGGAAGGGGAAGGGGAAAGGGAAAGGGGGCGGAAACGGGAAAGGGAAGAGCCGGAAAUCGAGCGCUUCAGCAGCCGAUGUCUGUCCGGCGGUCAGAGAAUUCAAUCCCGAAGACGACCCGAACCUUUCAAUAUCGUCCGCCGAAACCUACCUCAACUCGCUGCGCGAAGCAUUUGCGGAGAUGGUAUCGACGAAAGAGAUGAACGCGGCAGGAGCGGGCAGCAACAAACAUCUCGGCGGAAAGUGGGGAGAGCGAUAUGUCAUGACGCUUGUCAGCCCGUCCAUCGUACCCAACUACUUCCCUACGUUGCGCGUCGUCGAAUACAACAUCACCGGCUUGGUGGAUGGCCAGGGUAUCCGCAAGGUGGAUGAGUCGAAGUCGUCGGGCAAUGGCCACAAGAUGCGCCCUUGGAGGAAGGACAAGAAACCGGACCCUCCAGCCCGCACCGCGCCGCCCGGACCCGCGUAUUCGAUGCAGCCAUACACGCUCAUUGGAUACACGCAGUAUUUCCUUAACCUCACCAAAUAUAACCGCGCCCCCCAGCCCCCGCCGGCGGAGAAAGAACCGAGCGGUCUCGGGUCUUCGACCGAACUCAGAAAGCGCGAUGAUGGUGCCGAAGAGCAGCGGAAGGGAGGAAAGGCCACCCUCAAGUUUGAGGUGGAAUAUGACACCAGAACGGAUAAGAUCUACAAACUCAAGGACCUGACCGUCCGCAGCUACAUCAAGCUCGCCCGCAAGAUCGUCGAUGCUUCCAAGAAGAAGUCGAAGAAGGGGAAGUCGCUUGUCUCGGAGGAGGAGGAGGCGGAAGAUGAGUCGGACCACUCGGAUGACGGCGAUAGCUCUGAUGACGAUGCCAGUGCCGAAGAUGACCAGGCAGACGCAAACAAGAACAAGAAGCACAAGAACAAGCACAAGAAGAAGAAGCAUGGCAGAGCCGCUAAGGACAAGGUGUGGCAUGCGUUCGUCAAGCGCGCGUUCGUUGGCACCAUCGAGGACCAGGAAUUGGAGAAGUAUGGUGUCCAGAGAGCGGAGCGUGACGAGGCGUGUUAGUUUCCGUUGGGGUAUUUUUUUCCUUCUUUCUUGCUCUUUCUUGCUCGUUUUUUCAUGGGCUUCAUGGGGGCUUCAUAGGGGUUCGUAUCUGCUUGUCUUGUCUUGUACUAUGGCGCAUGGGAGUUACUCUAGCGGGAU